Neoarius graeffei (lesser salmon catfish) is the source of this 2148-nucleotide messenger RNA. It is a transcript of the gene lrrn1, whose product is annotated as leucine rich repeat neuronal 1. Bases 1 to 2148 code for a protein of 715 amino acids. The transcript has a single exon. Gene Ontology annotation, molecular function: protein binding. Lineage: Eukaryota; Metazoa; Chordata; Actinopteri; Siluriformes; Ariidae. The record is from RefSeq and is a predicted model, not a curated record.
AUGGCUAUAGGGACUGCAUUCUUUGUUGCUCAGCCUUGCUUCAUUUUUCUGCUGGCAUUACUUACAUUAUCUUCUGUUGAAGCUACAGAGUGUCCACAACUAUGUGUAUGUGAAAUUCGGCCAUGGUUCACACCCCAGUCUACCUACAGGGAAGCUAUAACUGUAGACUGCAAUGACCUUCGUCUUACACGCAUCCCUGGAAAUUUGUCAAGUGACACACAGGUAUUGCUCUUGCAGAGUAACUACAUUGCCAGGACCAGUGAGGAACUGGAGCAGUUGCUAAACCUGACUGAACUGGACCUUUCCCAGAACAACUUUACCAACAUUCAUGACAUAGGCCUGACCAACAUGUCCCAGCUCACCACACUCCAUCUGGAAGAGAACCAGAUUGUUGAGAUGCCCAACUUCAGCCUUCAGGACCUUACAAACCUUCAGGAGCUUUAUAUAAACCACAAUCAAAUUAGUUCCAUUGCACCUAAUGCAUUUGCUGGUUUGCGCAACUUGCUAAGGCUACACCUGAACUCAAACAAGCUCAAAGCUAUUGAUAGCUGUUGGUUUGAAUCAACCCCUAACCUUGAGAUCCUAAUGAUUGGAGAAAAUCCUGUGGUUGGUAUUCUGGAUUUGAAUUUUAAACCCUUAGUUAACCUUAGAAGUUUGGUAUUAGCAGGGAUGGAACUUACUGAUAUACCUGGCAAUGCUUUUGUUGGACUGGACAAUCUUGAGAGCCUCUCUUUCUAUGAUAAUAAACUUGUGAAUGUUCCUCAAAAUGCUCUCCAGAAACUACCAAACCUGAAAUUUUUGGAUUUGAACAAAAACCCUGUACACAAGAUCCAGGAGGGGGACUUUAAAAAUAUGUUAAGGCUUAAAGAACUUGGUAUUAAUAAUAUGGGUGAGCUUGUCUCUAUUGAUCGUUUUGCCCUGGAUAAUCUGCCAGAAUUGACCAAACUUGAGGCCACCAAUAACCCCAAGCUCUCAUACAUUAGCCGAUUAGCAUUCCAUGAUGUUCCAUCUCUUGAGAGUCUCAUGCUCAACAACAAUGCUCUAAACUCUGUUUACCUAUCAACAGUAGAAUCUUUACCAAAUCUGCGGGAGAUCAGCAUUCACAGCAACCCACUGCGGUGUGAUUGUGUUAUCCAAUGGAUGAAUUCAAACAAGACAACCAUACGAUUUAUGGAGCCUCUAUCAAUGUACUGUGCAAUGCCACCUGAGGUCAGAGGCCAGCACAUGAGAGAGGUACUUUCACAUGAAUCUGCUGAGCAGUGUUUGCCAAUGAUAUCCCACGAUACCUUCUCUAAUCAUCUUAACCUGGAUAUUGGCAUGGCUGUAGACCUGGACUGUCGUGCAAUGGCAGAGCCUGAACCAGAGAUAUACUGGGUGACACCAUUAGGUAACAAGGUCAUGAUGGAUACUGUGUCUGAUAAGUACCAUCUGAACAGUGCAGGAACACUACAUAUAUCAAACAUUCAGGCUGAUGAUUCUGGUCACUACACCUGUGUUGCUCAGAAUACAGAGGGUGCUGACACUAGGGUGACUGCAAUUCGGGUCAAUGGUACACUCCUGGACAGCACUCAGCUUAUGAAAAUUUAUGUAAAACAGACGGAGUCACGCUCAAUACUGGUGUCCUGGAAGGUAAACUCCAAUGUGAUGACUUCUAACCUCAAGUGGUCUUCAGCCACCAUGAAAAUUGACAACCCCCAUAUCACCUACACAGCCAGAGUCCCUGUAGAUGUCCAUGAGUAUAAUCUGACACACCUUCAACCAGCUACUGAAUAUGAGGUCUGUCUCUCAGUUUCCAAUAUCCACCAACAGACUCAAAAGUCUUGUGUAAAUGUCACAACUAAGCAUUCUACUUUUGCUGUGGAAAUAUCUGACCAAGGCACCAACACAGCUCUUGCUGCUGUCAUGGGUACAAUCCUGGCUAUCAUCAGUCUGGGGUUCAUCUCUGUCUUCAUUGCCAAGAGAUGGAAGAGGAAGAAUUACCACCACUCCCUCAAAAAGUACAUGCAGAAAACCUCUUCCAUUCCUCUUAAUGAGCUAUACCCUCCACUCAUCAAUCUGUGGGAUGUAGACACUGAUAAAGACAAAGAGGGCUCCUUGGAGCCAAAGCCAAGCCAGGUUGACACAACAAGAAGCUACUACAUGUGGUGA